AUGAGCAGUGAGGGGAUUGCUUCAGCGAUCCGAUAUCUGGCUGAAGCGAUUAGAGGCCUGUCCGCUGAGAUCAGCAGGUCUCGGCAAGCAAGUUCUAGUGCAGAGGUUCCUGAGGAGGAGCUGGGAGAGUGGGAGGUGAUUGAGGAGCAGAGUUCUGUGCCAGGAGCCCCUUCGGAUUUCAACGCCACAAUCCGGUUUGAGGCUGAAACUGGGCCCCCUCCGAUUCCAGAGUUUCUUUUGGCCCUUGCAAGAAAGAAGCUGAGAUCAACCAAAGCGUCUGCAGAAGAUCGAGCUGCGGCAGCGUUCUCAGAAGGUUUUUGGUGCAGGAUUGGCUGGCUUUGCAACGUUGAGUUGGUCUCCAACUACAACCCAGCGCUUCCGCCAACCAUCUGGCUCAUUCAGAAGGACCAAGGCAUCAGCAACUUGGCCCGCACCACAUCUCGCUGGGAGGCAGAUAGAUUGUGUGCGAGUAUUCCGGGUGCAUCUGUGGUUCAGAAGUUUCCCACGAUCACAGAGCUUCAAAUCUUCUGCGCGGGAGCACAACUCCCUCGCUCAGUGAGAUUUGCAAAGGCUACAUCACCAAGCCUUUUGAUUUUUGAUGUCCCUGAUCUGAUUUCGGCUGGAGGUGAGUCCGUGGCAACAUUUGCUUUGCCCUUGAUCUCCCGUCAGGGAGGUUUGUUGGUAGCCUUGCCGGUAGGGGUCUUAGAGGAUGAGGCCUUUGCCCGAUCUCCAGCCGACGAGGAUCAGAUGGUGGGACCUAUGAAGGUUUUUGAAGGUAUUGAGCUCUAUGAGGAAGACGACACUGGCUCAGGGGCAAUCCAGGUGACCCAGUGUGGCCUUUCAUGCUCAGUGGUGAUUUGUGAUUUUUUGGACACAGUUUUGCAGUACAUGAGGGAAUAUGAUCCAGUCACGGAUUCUACGACGGAGGUGAUCCCAUUUGAUGAAUCACGACCAGCAGCAGUUCCACUCCAUGCGGAGCUUCUUCAACCAGCCCUCGAUUGGGCACGGAGCGAGACCGAAGGGAGGGUCCUUUUUUACAGUGCUCGAGAAGAGCUGGAUGUCCCGGAUGGUCCACCCAUUGCAGCGCCCAAAAAGGCGACGGCAAAGAGGAUCUCCAAUGCAGCCCUGGCAGAGAAGGUUUCAGCGCUGACGGCCCAAAUGCAGUUGCUGAUGAAACAGCAGCCUGUGCAGGGGGGUGGACAGCCUCCAGCUAUCCCUGGCCCUCCGUCCCAACCUGCAGGUCAUGCUGCAGAGCUAGGGACUUUCAACUACGGUGCGCGCAUCCCACCGGUCAGUAUGGGCUUGGCAAAAGAAGGCGGGGCGAAGCAGACGCUGGUGGGCCCCCCUCCAAAGGUCAGAGCUCUCGCACCGGUGUUUCAGAUGCCAGCCGAAGAGCCUUACCACCCACUGGACGAUGGCCUUCAGCAGGACACAGCCAUGGCAGCAUUGACCCAACAGUCGGCAGCUUUGACGGCAUUGGUCAGCCACUUGAUCAACCAGGAGGGCUCCCUCGAUCUGAGUGGGGUCCCAGGAGCCUCCACAAGCUCCACCAAGGGGACUUUGAAGAGGGAGAGGAUGCAGCAGGAUUUGGCUGCGCGGAAGUCAAGUUUCUUCCUACAGGUCCAACAACAGGUCUACAAGAAGCUGCAUCCUUCCCGUUUGAUGCCAAAGACAGAAGAGGAUUUGGCUCAGGCACAGGUCUCCCUCCUAACUUACCUGGAAAGAUAUGGUGGCUACAGGGGGCAGAGGGAAGCCGGGCUUUGCAUGUGGAUUCUAGCCCACGCUAUGGAUGCUGCUGCCUCAAGCGACUUCUUGGCUACAAAGGAGUACUUGGCUCUUGCAGUGAUGGCAUUGGAGCAGAGUGUCUUCGAUGCGGGCGAUUGGUCUCUGGCCUACGUUUUGGCGAUGACAGAAGAUCCUCCUGCCACCCUUUUCACGGAAAGGAUGUCAACGAUUACUGCAGCGGGCCGGCCAUUCUCACCAUUGGUGCCGCCUGCCUUGGCAUCGACAAACCUGGCCUACAUCAAGGAGCUGGAGGUUCUGGCCACAAGAAGGUCAGAGACAAGAGCAAAGCGUGGGCAGCCUGGCGGAGUCCCAGAGCCCCCGGAGGCCAAAGGGGCCUCGCUUCCCGAAGAAGCCGAAGGCUAUAGCAGAUGCCUAGGCACGGCAUCUGGUUGCACGACACCCAUGGCCAUUAGUCUUGAAGAAAUUUUGUUUGGCCCUGGCAAAUCCCGAGAAUUUGAACAGCACAGACAGGCCUGCAAUAAGGCCUCUUACGAGUCUUUUUCAGGCAUUUUGCCUUUGGAUGGACAAGACGGCAGUUCCCAUGUUGAUGUUCCUGUGGAGAAGGAGACUGCCGAGAAGCCAUCUGAAAUCCAGCUUGUCAGCUAUUUGCAGUGGUGUUCCAAGCUGACGAAAUUAGUUUUGAGAACAAGGACAACGUUUUCCGCGUUCUUGCACCUUUCCAUCCGUAUCUCCAAGUCCCUUUGCCCUAGGGGCAGGCUUGCACCGACUUUCUUCCCUAUCCCAGUGCCACUUCAAGGUAUCUUCGAUCGGAUGACAGCAGCUCCAUCUCAGAAGAAGCGCAUCUCCCUCUCCCUCAACAGAGCUGUUCACGUCGUUUCUAUGGCUAUGAAUUUUUGGCAUUUUGGAGGAGAUUUCCGAGAAAGAGAUGAGCUGUGGCAGACCCCAAACUCCAUGCACAGAAGGUUUUAUGGUUUUGUGAGGUCUAUCAUCAAGUCGGACGGCCUGAGCACAGAGUUUGACAUACUGCGCUCGGGACGUAGGAAUCCAGAGCUUUUUGCGCGACUUUUUGACUUGGUAGAUUUUUUCAAGGCGAAAGGAUGUUCAGCUGGUCCCUAUGACAGAGCUUUCCAAGGCUAUGAGGUUCCCAGAGACGAAUUUCGUUUCCCUGAGUUGCAGCCUUACCGAGAUUUGGAUCCAGCACGUUUGAAGGUGACGGGCAGGGGCCAUUGGGACAUUUCAGACUAUUUGACGGAGAAUUUGCUUAUGGCCUACAAGGAGCCCCUGAUUCUGAGACUGGACAGAACUCCUCAGCCUUGGGAAUAUCCUCGCCUGCGAGACGACCAAGAAACUAUUCUCAAACUUGCUCAGGUUUGGGACAAGAAUGGGCUUUUGCUGCUACACCGUGAUGGUGUGGAUGAAAGGAGAGAUUUUCAGAAGGUACGUAUCUUCAAUGCCUACAAAUCCAAGACGGUAGACCGCCAGAUCGGCGAUCGCAGGGGCAUGAAUGCAGUUGAGGCUGUAAUCAAAGGCCCUAGCAACAAUUUGCCUGCAGGAGCAGAUCUGUGUGAUGUGGUGGUAGACACAAAGCGGCAACGCUUGUCGAUAUCCAUUUCUGACCGGAAGGACUACUACCAUCAGAUCCAGGUCACCAGGCAACGAGCUGUGUCAAACACACUGGGGCCUGGUCUACCCGAGGAAUGGCUCGAGGGCCUCGAUGCGUAUGGCGUUUUUCUCUUGAGGGCAGCAUCAAAGAAGCGGUAUGACAGGUUGCGUGAUGGUGACCAGCUUGGAGUCCAACUUACGGCAAACAAGCCGUGCCGGCACAGCACCCAGUUUGAGGGCCUUGUGAUUGAUGAUUUUUUCAGUGUUUCAGUGGAGCCUCAGGGUAUGUCGGCUGAUCAGGCAGUGGCCGUCAAGUCUUACCAUCUGGCGCAGCAGGCAUAUGAGGCUGUUGGACUUCAAGGCUCACCAGACAAGGACAAGUGCGGCGUCGAUGAGGGCAAAACAAUAGGAGCCUACUUGAACAGUGCCCAUCGGGCUUUAAGUAGGGGAGUUUGCACUGUUGGGGCACCAGUUGAGAAGCGCCUUUCCUUAGCAGUCCUUUCACUCCAGCUUUCACAGUUACCUUUGACUACUUAUGGUCUUCACAGCUGUGUUAUGGGCGCUUGGGUUUCGAUGAUGAUCUACAGGCGUCCGAUGAUGUCCUUGUUUGACGCUGCAUUCAGACUGGUGGUGGGCGAUGAGGCUGCGACUAGAAACCAAGAGACUCUUCCUCUCCCUCGGAAGGUGGCGCAAGAGCUUACUCUGGCUGCAGUGCUUUCCCCUUUGAUGCUGUCUAACAUCGGGGCACAGUUUGAUGAUUUUAUUUAUGCUACAGAUGCCUCUGAGGAGAAAGGUGCGAUCUGCAGAGCAAAGGUUUCUAGACAGUGGCAAGAGGUCCUUUUCAGAAGUUGCCGCACAAAGGGUGCGUACACCCGUUUGCUGUCUCCAGUACAGGCCCUUUUGACAAAGAUCAACGAGUACGAGGAGGUCGGUGAUGAGAAAAUAGACCUUCCCACAGAAAAGCCCGGAAGGCCUUUGGCUUUUGUGUUUGAGUUCCUGGAAAUUUUCUCAGGGGCUAGUGGAGUGACGGAAUUUGUCAGCGGCUUUGGGGUGGUAUGUGGGCCUCCUAUUGACAUUUCCAUCUCAGAGGAGUACAACAUGAAGGAACCUCAUCUGGUGGCUUGGGUAACUCAUCUGCUUGCGGAGGGAACCUUGAAGGCAGUGCUCCUUAUGCCUCCUUGCACGACUUUUUCUAUCAUGAGGAGACAUGCCUUGAGAGACAAGUCUUUUCCUUUUGGCUAUGACCCUUCAGAUCCUCAGACUGAGGACGGCAACAUCCUGGCUCAUAGGUCUUUUCAGGUUGGUUUUACAGCAGCGGCAAAUGGGGCUAUUGCAGUGAUUGAGAAACCUCAUUCUUCAAAGAUGAAGUACCUCCCAUCAUGGGAAGUCCUUUGCAACCUUGCAGCAGCCUCGUUGGUGCGCUCAGACUCCUGCCAGUUUGGAUCCAUACACAGAAAGAGCUUUUCCUUUUUGGGGAUCAAUGUGGAUUUGCAGCCCAUUGCCUUGCGCUGCCCUGGAACAUGCAACCAUGUGCAGAUUCAAGGGGCCUACACAAAAGCAUCGGCCACUUAUGUCCCCAGACUUGCCUAUGGACUUGCGCAUUGCAUAGCACAUGGAGUUUUGCAGAUACGCAAGCAUGCUUUUGACGUGGCAGGAAGUGAAGGGUCAGGCUUGGAAUCCCAACUUGUCAACGAGGUCAUGCUCACAUCGGAUUGGGAAGUUUUGAAGGUAUGGAGUUUCAAGGCACAAAGCCACAUCAACCUCUUGGAGCUGAAAUCUGCCGAACGUUUGGUUGAGACUCAGGUCAAGCGUUUAGCAUCCAUGCGUUUCCUUUCACUGGUAGAUUCAAAUGUUUCGAGAGGAGCUCUGGGCAAGGGUCGAUCAGCUUCAAAAGCGGUUAUGGCCAUUCUUCGCAGGAUCAACUCAACCUUGGUUGCAGGAGACCUCUACAUGGUAAACCCUUUUUGCCCGACGAGACUGAAUGUGGCAGAUGAUCCCACCAGGGAUAGAGACCUUAGGCUCAUUAUCCUCCUGAGUUUUCCAUCCUUUCUUCAAUGGGGCGACCGGUUGGACUUUAGCUGUAUGGACUUUGACAGCACCUUGGGUUACCCUGGACUACCUGAAGGCCGUGUCACUCUUGAGGUGACAAAUAGACUGCGAGAGAGAUACUGGAAGAGUUUUUUGGAAUGGUGUCAGAGUGAAGGUUUAAAUUUUGAAGCUUUGCUGCGAGAGUACCACCUGCAUGUGGACGAAAUCAAUUUGGUUUUGACGAAGUACGGAAGGCUCCUCUACACAGCUGGAAAGCCUUAUGCAGUCUAUGCCGAGACCAUAAACAUGCUUACGUCAAAGAAACCUGUUUUGAGGCGUCAACUGCAAGGAGCUUUGGACUUGGCGUUUAACUGGGUUCAGGCAGAGCCUUCUGCACACCACAUAGCUAUGCCCUGGCAGGUUCUGUUGUCACUACUUUCAGUAUCCCUUAUGUGGGGAUGGGUCGAUGUGGCAGGUUGUAUUGCUUUAGGUUGGGGUGCACUCCUCAGAGCUGGUGAGAUUUUUGCUGCGAAGAGGCGAGACCUUUUAUUACCACGCGACGUGGAUGAGACCAUCCUUUUUGCAAUCCUGUCCAUACAUGAACCGAAAACGAGACAUUCAGGACCUCGCCAUCAGGCGGCCAAGCUGGAUACACCAGAUCUACUGCAGGUCGUCGAUUUAGCUUUUGGUGGGAAGUCUGAAGGGACCCGACUAUGGGAAAAGUCAGGUCAAACUCUUAGGAUGCGUUUCAAAGAGCUUUUACGCGAACUGCGCCUUCCACUGGAGAAGUUCAAUGGCAUGAAACCAUUAGACCUUGGUAGCCUACGUGCAGGAGGUGCAACGUGGCAUCUCCAGGUUACUGAGAACAGUGAAUACUGUCGCAGAAAAGGACGCUGGAUCAACAUGAAAACCAUGGAGAUCUAUGUACAAGAGACCACUUCUAUCUUGUACUUGAAACGCAUCCCUAGUGAAGCUCGAACGAAAGUCCUUACUGUUGCGCAGAUCAAGAGAUUGAAUUUGGAAGAUGGUUCGUACACGGACUUGUGCAAUAUUCCGGGACGAUGUCUGAAUGCUUGUGGAAUCCAUCCCCAGACCAACCUGCUUUACUGCAAUGAGCGCCCCGGUAACGACAAUCUUGUUCGAGUGGAUUGCGAUAUCAAUGUGGCGGAGCUGGAAACGAGAACUGUGGAGGGGACCGUGGGAGCGUAUGUGCCAGUGACCGGCUCGCUUUGCUUCUUGGGUCGUCUACAGAAUACCUUCUCUGCCAACCUGGAUGUGGAUGGCAACUUCUGGUUCAAGACCAAGGACGAAAACUUUGGCACCCGGGGGGGCGCUCUCUACCGCAUCACCAAUGCCACGCUCGGCACGUUGAUUGGCAGCACCGUGCCAGUCACCAGUGGUCCACGCAUCGAUGGAGCACGCGAUAACCAAGUGGUGGUGGGUCGACAAAACUUGCAGCGGAUAUUUGAUCUGAACGUGGUGUUUUUGGACUUUGGUCCAACCCUUGGUGUGGGCGAACAGGAAUACGUGGUCGGCUGCUGGAGCAACCUUGUGUAUGUGCAGCAGGUGGUGCAAGCUCUGGGGAAGACGAUCUGCACCAUCUGGCCAUUGUGGCCCUCCUUUUGGGGUGCUCUGCUGUUGGCUCCUCGGGGUUUGCUUCUCCCUGAAUUGUCUGCAAAGGUGGAUCGCUUGGCAGCACGAAUUGAGGCAAUUGAAGGUCAGCGUGGCCAAUUUGAGCCAGCACCUGGCCAUGUCUACAAGUGCAGGCCCACCAAGCCCAUUGAUUUGGCCAACAAGGCGUACAUUGUGCUCAAGGCCCCAGAUUUUGAGUGUCCCUUGCUGCGUGAGUCGGCAUCUGCAUAUCGUUCCAGUGUCCAGGGUUUUGGAAGCGAACUGAACAUAGCGUUGGAUUUGGAAGAGGAGGCUUCAGAAGCUAUUUUGGCACAGGCCGCCAUUUUGAUGCGAAGAGAGGGAGGGUUACUGUUAGCUUUGCCUUCAGGCACCCUCUCAGCAGAUCAGUUGCCGCCAACUUCAGAAGGAGAUCCUUUUUCAGUUUUUGGGGCAAAAACCCUCGCUACAGUUCCUGCACAGCUUCUUUUUGCAGAGGAAGAGGUGGAGCUCCUAGAUGUUCUUUUUGUAGAUGCAGAGGUUUCGAUUCGAAAUUUCAUGGAGGUCAUGCCAGACCCUGCUGUUCCCGAGUCCAUGAUCACGUUUGGAUCAGGCCCAGCAGGUUUACCAGAUGUGCCAGCUGUGAUGGCCGCAGCCAGAAAGUGGAUUGCGUCUACGGCACAUCAAGCCCCAGAAAUGCUCUGCGGCAGAGGAGCAGGCAGACGGGGAGACUAUGAGCCUCACAAGGAAUGCAGGGACCGCUCCAAACGCCACUCCAAAGCCCAAGAACAAAAGAAUGACCAAUGCAAAUGUGGCAGAGAAGCUCGCAGAGGUGGCUGGUCUUUUGCCAACUCUGACAACUCAGAUAGAUGCACUACAGAGGGGGCAGGAGGAGCUACGUGUUCAGAUGCAGCACCAUGCAACGUCCCCACCAAGAGCCAGCCAGAUGCCUGUUUCAGCGCCUCUUCAGAGUUUUGCGAAGAUGAUGGGGAGCCCUCCGAGAACGAAAGCACCAGCGGCUGUAGUGAGGGCAUAAGAGCAGCCACCUAUGGCCACACACAUGGUAGAGGGCGGGGAGGUGGAAGUAGCGAUGCCAGCAGGCAAUAUGCUGGCCCAUGCAGUUCUCCAGCAAUCGAAGGCCCUUACGAGCUUGGAGGAUUUUUCCUUGCGGUCUUCCAGAACAUGUGCAAGAGGGUAAAGCCGGCUUCGAAAUUGCCAGGGACGGUGGAGGCUGCUCAAGCCAUGGACCUGUCGAUGUUGACCUGCUUAGAGAAAUUCGGUGGCUACGGAUCUUGUCACGAGUGGGGUCUGAUACAGUCUGGGGCACAUCUUCGACUGUGCACUGAACGAGGAUCUGGAGGGGGUGAGAGAGAACAUUGCUCUAACUAUGACUGCACUCAAGCAGCUCAGGACGACAACACGUGGGACCUGGCGUAUCCACUUAUGCUGUUGGAGGAACCGCCCAGCCAGCUUUGGAGCUAUCGUCCUGCUGUGACACAAGGCAGGCUGCGGGCUUUCGCCCCCUUGUGUGCCCAGAAGUGUGCGAUUGUGGCCCUAGCAUAUGCAAAGGAGGCGGACUACAUCCAGAAUCGCAAGGCCGAGAUCAGCAAGCCAAAGCAGCAGGCCACAGAAGUGACUGCGACUUGCGGGAGGGGAGCUUUGGCUUGUAGUGAGAAGAUGCCUGUUGCAAAAGCUUCUGACUAUGGCGAACGGAGGAAGCUCCUUCAUGUGGCUGUCAUGGCCCUCAACUUCACUCAUGACCGAGCUCCCCUGUCCUAUCUGAUGUGGCAACAGUUGCCAGGUGUGGUCUCUAGGUUAGCCAAGGUUUGGGAUGCUAGAGGUUUGCUGCGGCUGGUUCCAAGCGAGUUAGCGCCCGCUGAUUAUCGCCUGUUCACCAGAGUGUUCAACAACUACAAGCCGGUUGAUGCAGACCGGCAAAUUGGUGAUCGCCGUGGAACUUUACUGAAGGGCGCAGCCCUUUUGUUGACUGCGAAAGGGGCCUAUGCUGAACAUGAUGUCUAUGGCUCUGAUGACAAAGAUGUUUAUGGAAAGAGGGUCUUCAAGGUUGUUGGCGCUGAAGUUGAUUCUAGAGAUGAAGUGGUGGGAAGCGGGGCUGUAAUAUGUGGCCCGACUGCUGGCAAGAGAAUUGCAUUGGCCUUGGUCGCCGCGCUUUCUAGCUCAUGGCCCUACACCAGUGAUAGCCUGGAUGCAAGCUUGGUUGGCUCAAUUGUGUCUGCACGGAUGUUUCGCAGACUCCCCAUGGCUAUCCUUGACCAAGUCUUCCAUGUGGUGUCCCCGAAAGAGCUUGACCCGGAGCAUCCAGUGUUGAGGCCUCUCAGCAGAGCUGCAGCUCAAGAGCUUGCUAUUUUUGCUGCACUAGCUCCGGUUUGUUGCUCAAACCUGGCAGUGCCCAUGCAUCCAAAGAUCUAUGCCACAGUCAUCUCUCACACCUAUGGUCCUGACUUUGAGCAGUUGCCUACGUCAUUUUUUGGUGAGGAGGAGGAACGCACGAGCUACGAAAACCCAGUGGGCUUUGACCGUACAAGUCCCAGAGUCCUUCAGGGAAAUGCUUUGGCAGCAUGCAAGCGUACAGAGGCGAUGGGAGUGCUGAAGGCAUUGGUGGACCCCAUUUCCAAUGACCUCGCGUUGUCCUGCGAGUGGAAGAUCGAAGGGAAGAAUCUCCUCGAAUGCCCUAAGACCUAUGCUACGGCAGUCUGCAGCGCUUUCAGUCCGUUUUGGGAUUACCUUGCUGGGCUAGAUCCGGCCACGCAGAGCCAUGGAGAUCGAAUGCGUCAGGCUGCUAGAGCAGGGAUCGAACUGGGAUUGGAGAAGUCUAUCAAGCAUGCGGAAGAGACUUUGUUCUGCCAUCAGAUGUACUACAAACCUUGGGUCUUCCACACCGACCAGGACAGAGGCCGAAGCCUCUGGCUCAUUCGGGCGACAGAAAAUAUUGAGCUGGUUCGGAGAAGGGGGCGUUGGGCAUCCUGCAAAUUUUUGGAGAUUUAUCUCCAGGAAGUUGCUGCAGAAACCUAUAUUAAUGACUUGGAAGACUCUUAA
This is a messenger RNA of Cladocopium goreaui, 10041 nucleotides long. The record is from the annotation of a GenBank genome assembly. Lineage: Eukaryota; Dinophyceae; Suessiales; Symbiodiniaceae.